UUCUACCUUCGUACGUAAGUGAAGCUAUCAAACCAAAGAAAGAGCCGGUCCUCGAUAUUUUAGAUCAUACAGAAAGCACAAGAAAAAGAUGGACGCCAAUCAGAACGGUAACCAAAAUCCAACACACCUUUUCAAAGAUAUCCGCCCGUGGCUGCUGGAGAAGGAGCCGAACAAGCCAGCCAUUGCGUGCCCAGUAUGUAUCGAGCAAAUCAACCCAGGCCAGCACUGGGAAGAGACGGACAACAGCGAAAUGGACAACGAGAAAGAGGCAAUACUGCUAGUAUGUGGCCACAUUCUCUGCGAAGAUUGCUGGAGAGAGUUGAUCAGGCAGUGGCAUCACCGCCCAGUCGACCAACUGAACACGCCACCGAGAUGCCCAUGCUGCAGAGAGCAGUCAUGCUUCGAGCAAUGUGGGCAUGUGAUCCUGCAAACAACAUAUGUCAGUACAAGCGUCGACAAACGCAACUGGCGCGCUCUCCCACCAACAAUGACCGAAGAGGGAGGGAGGAAGCCGCAGAGCUGUAAUACCUGCCGUGGAGAACAACUGGUUAGGAUCGUGGAGCAUGCGGCAAGCCGGCUUGGGAUACCAUUUCCCAAGUUAGUUAGGGCUAGGGAGGACGAACCGAUAUUAGAACUUACUACAGAGGAGAGGGAAGCUCUUAUAGAGCUACGUGCCAUGUGGCGCGGUGAGCAGGACCGAUUCUGGUCCGAGGAGUGGGAGGUGCCUGGGUUGGGCUUGAUGGGGGUUAUCUAAAGAAGACAUCACAACACAACCCAAUAUCCGAGGGCUCACCACGCGACAGCUCCAUAGCCUCGCCU
Canariomyces notabilis is the source of this 819-nucleotide messenger RNA. RefSeq lists its product as uncharacterized. The transcript has a single exon. The coding region runs from base 89 to 754 and encodes 221 amino acids. The record is from RefSeq and is a predicted model, not a curated record. NCBI's taxonomy places the organism in Eukaryota, Fungi, Ascomycota, Sordariomycetes, Sordariales, Chaetomiaceae.